AUGUCCCCUCUUUGGGGAUGGGCGCUUAUUUGGGUGGGAACCAUUUGGAUGAUCCCUGUGAAGACGGAAAAAAGGGAACCGAUCGGACAAAAUCUCAUCAUUUUACUCAUCGACGGAUAUGGAGCGGCAUUGUUGAAUCGAACGAAACCCGAGGCAUUGAUUGGAAUGCAGGCCCUCUCUGAGAAUGGUGUUCAAGCCGAAUAUCUUCGAAGUGUUUUCCCCACUCAUUCGUGGCCGAAUUGGAUGAGUCUUGUAACAGGUCUCUACACGGAAAACCAUCGUUUCACUGCCGAUUACAUGUGGUCCAAUGAGAAAGAUGUGGGAUUUCAAAGGGGAACAGGUCCAAACGAUACCGAUGAUUUGUGGUGGCAAGAUUUGCCGACUCCUCUUUGGUACACAGCUGGAAGAAAGAAUAUCGAUGUGAAUUGUUAUUGGUUCGCGCAUUGCCAUCGUGGUUUCGGGGAUCUUCUCGUGCUCGUCCCACCAAAGCGGCACAUCGACUUAUCAAACCCAGAUCAAACCACCGAUCUCGGUGAACAAUUCCCGGAGAUUGUAAAGAAGAUUUUCAAGAUUCAGCCCUAUAAGCAACAGCUUUUCCUCUUACGAUAUUCAAAAUUGGCGACAGCAAUCGAAACCCAUGGUUAUGGAAGUGACGAGGUGGAGGAGGCGAUCAGUCGAAUCGAUCUGCACAUUCACGAUUUACAGAAGCAACUCGACGAGCAAGGUCUCUUCGCAUCGACGAAUCUGAUUGUUUUGUCCGAUCAUGGUCUGGGCCAGGUCAACGAAGAAGAGCAAUAUUUCCUCGAGGAGUGUUUGGCUGACUAUUCAAAAGUGCAACGAAUCGUGAACAGCCACGGAAUGGUCAUGGUAUUCACUGAUCCUGAAGACGAGGAUACGAUCUUCUACGAGUUGAAAGUUUGCGAUCAAUGGGCUCCAACGGGUGAUUAUGAUGACACCGAGGCGCCUCCAGUAUCCGUUUAUCGAGCCGCUGAUAUCCCGGAAAGUCUCCGUUGGGCUGACUCACGCUUCAUGUCGCCGAUCGUUCUCAUCACCAAGCCUGGAACAACGAUUGUAUCGAGAGAACUGCCGUCACUUCCCGUCGAAGUGUCGACAACGGUGAAAGCUGUUGGUGGAUGGGAACCCGAGAGCAACGAUAUGCGCGGAAUCUUUUUGGCGAGAGGACCUGCCUUUAAAACGAAUGAGAAGUACGGACCGAUCGAUAUGGUCGACGUGUAUCAAGUUGCAUUGAACAUUCUCGGCAUUGAGCCUCCACAUGCGCACAAUGGAACGUGGUCACAAGUUGAAUCGAUGCUCACUGAAGGAUGGGAAGAGCGGCCAAACAGCGAGAAUCUCAACUCGUCAACGCCGACGUCCGCGCAUCUCCUCUUCAUUUUCUCGCUAUUUUUGUGCUUGAUGAGAAAUCGC
Molecule: messenger RNA, 1425 nt
Organism: Mesorhabditis belari
Lineage: Eukaryota; Metazoa; Nematoda; Chromadorea; Rhabditida; Rhabditidae
Source: the annotation of a GenBank genome assembly